Heterocephalus glaber (naked mole-rat) is the source of this 1913-nucleotide messenger RNA. It is a transcript of the gene Sox14, whose product is annotated as SRY-box transcription factor 14. The record is from RefSeq and is a predicted model, not a curated record. Gene Ontology annotation, cellular component: nucleus. Gene Ontology annotation, molecular function: RNA polymerase II cis-regulatory region sequence-specific DNA binding; DNA-binding transcription activator activity, RNA polymerase II-specific. Gene Ontology annotation, biological process: brain development; negative regulation of transcription by RNA polymerase II; neuron differentiation. Lineage: Eukaryota; Metazoa; Chordata; Mammalia; Rodentia; Bathyergidae.
CGCUUUGGGCUCCUGUUCACCAGCCUCCCUGCAUUCUCAGCCAGGUGCAGGGGUAAGCAAGGCAGCUCCGGUAAAGCCACGGGAGGGGGGCAGCCACGGCCACCGACGCAAGAGGAGAGAAGGGAACGAGAGAAGGCGAAGGUGCGGAGUGAGAGAAAGAGGAGCCACUUGCCCACGUCAGAAAAUUACCUGGCCACUUAAUCCCCGAGACUCUGGUACUUGGGCCCCAGUCUUGGUGCCCAGACCCCCGGCCUGCCGAGCGCCCACUUAUCCCCGCCCUUCCCGCCCCGCUCGCUCCCCGGGGCCGCCUGGGUGCUAGGACGGGCAUGAUCAGCUGAACUUUUCAGGGUCAGCUCUUCUCUCUGGCUUCCCCUCAGCGGCGCCGAGGCGAGGGGAGCGCAGAGCUCCGGCUGAGGACCCACAGAUAGACAGACAGACAGACAGACGGCCAGCCUCGCUCAGACUCGCCCACAGCCCCUGCACUCCCCACUCCCGCCCGCCCAGCCGCCGGGACCAUGUCCAAACCCUCAGACCACAUCAAGCGGCCCAUGAAUGCCUUCAUGGUAUGGUCCCGGGGCCAGCGGCGCAAGAUGGCCCAGGAAAACCCUAAGAUGCACAACUCAGAGAUCAGCAAACGCCUUGGCGCCGAAUGGAAGCUUCUAUCUGAGGCAGAGAAGCGGCCCUACAUCGACGAAGCCAAAAGACUGCGCGCCCAGCACAUGAAGGAGCACCCCGACUACAAGUACCGGCCCCGGCGCAAGCCCAAGAACCUGCUCAAGAAGGACAGGUAUGUCUUCCCCCUGCCCUACCUGGGCGACACGGACCCGCUCAAGGCGGCCGGCCUGCCCGUGGGGGCUUCCGACGGCCUCCUGAGCGCGCCCGAGAAAGCUCGGGCCUUCUUGCCGCCGGCCUCGGCGCCCUACUCCCUGCUGGACCCCGCGCAGUUUAGCUCGAGUGCCAUCCAGAAGAUGGGUGAAGUGCCCCACACCUUGGCCACCAGCGCGCUGCCCUACGCGUCCUCCCUGGGCUACCAGAACGGCGCCUUCGGCAGCCUCAGCUGCCCCAGCCAGCACACGCACACGCACCCGUCCCCAACCAACCCGGGCUACGUGGUGCCCUGUAACUGUACCGCCUGGUCUGCCUCCACCCUGCAGCCCCCGGUCGCCUACAUCCUCUUCCCAGGCAUGACCAAGACUGGCAUAGACCCUUAUUCUUCAGCCCACGCCACGGCCAUGUAACCCACAGCCUGGCCCGGACCUGAAGGGUGUCCUGGAAGUGGGGUCUGCACCCUGUCUUCUGCGCCUACCCCUGGCCUGCAGAUGCCUCUGGGUCAGCCCUGCUGCUGUCCCAUACCCCACCCCAGACUCUGCCUCUCUCUUCCACAGGGAAGGGAGGGACUCCUCCCCGACCCAAGGCGCAGACAGGUGACAGAAACUUGAGCAAAUGCUAUGACAGCUACACAGCUGCCCCUGUCCCAACUCACCCAAAACAAAUCUCUGACUUACCCCCUUUGGACAAAAAAGUAGGCAGUUUUGCUUUAUUUAUGUGCCCUUCACUCUUCUCCGAUAGGCUGUGGACUUGGAACUCCAGAUCCUUACAUUAUAUCUAGAAAAUGCAUAUUUUUUUUCUUUUGCCCCCUGAAGAAAAGAAAUAGCUGUGUCUCUGUGUUUUGUCAUCAGACACAAGUAGGCACCAUUUGCUCUUUAUGUAUGUGUGUGGGGAAAGGUUUGAAAGUUUAAAACUACAGAAAGAAACAUUUCUAUUUAAAACCAUGCUAUGAUAGUGUUUGCUUCUUUAAAAGGAAAACAAAAAAGGACCCACAUGGUUAUUUACUUUGUGUAAAGCAGUUCUCCUAGAGACCUAAGUUUACUUUUAGACAGAAUGUCGGGUUAUGAAGUCAGGAAGUAGAAAGU